This is a messenger RNA of Lineus longissimus, 2238 nucleotides long. RefSeq lists its product as uncharacterized. The record is from RefSeq and is a predicted model, not a curated record. The transcript has 12 exons. Lineage: Eukaryota; Metazoa; Nemertea; Pilidiophora; Heteronemertea; Lineidae. Gene Ontology annotation, molecular function: protein binding. The coding region runs from base 4 to 2238 and encodes 744 amino acids.
AAAAUGACUCCGAAGAGCAUCCUGCCCAUCCUGAUCGCCGUCUCAAUCAUUGUAAAGCAGACCUCAGCUCAGUUGGUGUGGGAGAAGAUAACGAUAUUGGGAGCAACCCGACCUGAAGGCAGGAGGGACGCGGGCUUGGCGUUCGACCGAAAGAGGAACCAACUGAUUUUGUUCGGAGGGCGGAGAGGAGAUGAACUCUUAAACGAUCUGUGGUUCUUUAACUUAAACACGAAUCGAUGGAGUACAAAAUUCAUCCUGUUCAGAUCUCCCGCAGCCAGACACAGUUUCGUGUAUGGUAUUUCUGGUGACAGUUUUUACGUGGUGAUGGGGGUGGGCGCCGAUGGCACGUACUUCAGCGACAUCUGGCGUUUAGAUCUAGCAAAUGAUUACUGGAGAGAGCUACCAGCGAGAGAUAUGCCAUCAUAUCUAAGCAAUCAAAUGUGGUUAUCUCUCUACGGCAACGCUAUGAAGCCAGCCGUCAGGGGCGGAGCAGCUGGCGGAAUAUUUGAAAAUAAAACACAUCUUUUCGUUGCGUUCGGAGCCGGCUCACAGAAAUAUUCGGAUGUCUACUCCUACGACGUCACGCAAUCUUCGUGGUACAGAGAUUUUGACGACACCCAUCCGUACUCACCAGCCUACCCUCACGCCAGGGACCAACACAGCGCAGCUAUGGUCGAUGAAGACACAUUACUCAUCUUUGGCGGUUGCCUUAGCGGUGGAAAAACCGGCGGUCCCUGUCCAAGUGGAGAUUCCUGGCUUUUCGACGGCAAAAGAAGAACAUGGGAACAAUUACCAAACUGUGCUCCGCCAAGGGUGUAUUCCUCUAUGGCCAUGCUUCCCUACGUCCAGGGCAAGAGACGAGUGAUUGUCUAUGGCGGCGACGAGCAGGGCAAACAGGUUCUUGCUACGAUACCAUCGCCAGACGAUGAAGUGGCAAUCUUCAAUCCUGACACGAAACUGUGGACACUGAGGAAAGCAACAGGCUCAAAGAUACCGUCGAAAAGGAUGUCUGUUGCUAUGGCCACCGGUGCUGAGGGUAUUUAUAUGUUUGGUGGCGCUACAGUUUCAAGUGGCAUCAUUUUAGACGGCCUCUGGCUCCUUCGAGGAGACGCUGCCUUCGCAGACAAAGCAGAAAUCUCCUCGGACUGCAGGACUUACGGGAAGUCGUUCGUCAACCUCAUUCUCCUCCAUGGGAUUCUGAUGACACUUGGUUGGGGAUUCUUCCUCCAGAUCGGAGCCCUGUUUGCUCGGUAUCUUAGGGAAAAGGCGCCGCUUUGGUAUCAUCUUCACAAGUUUUGUCAGGUGACGGGUCUCGUCUGCACCGUUGCUGGUGUCGUUGUGGCCUUUUUCUCCGUCCAGGGAGAACAUCUGCAAUUCGUGCACGGGAUGCUGGGUAUCAUUGUCAUGAUCCUGGGCAUCAUGCAACCAAUUGGAGUAAUAAUACGACCACGAGAUCCGAGACCAGGUGAAGUCAAAAGUACCAGACGAUCUAUGUGGGACGGAUUCCAUAAAUACACAGGCCGCAUCAGCCUCAUCGGUGGACUGGUGACCAUCUCGCUUGGCCUCCUGCUGGCUGUUCCCCACCAAAUCAUAUGGAUCCUAUGGUUCUCGUACGUGGGGUUGCUCGUCCUGAUUUACGUCUUCUGUGAAUUCUACAAGAAACUCUCUGAGAGGAACAAGAAGGUCUCCAAGUCGAUCACCAAAGAUAAGUUCUACGCGAACUUGUUGAAUGAGGCGUACACGCAGUCAACCUCGAGGCGUACUUCCAUCAACACGGGCCGCACAAUCUCCCAGGUUGAGUCGCCAAGGUUAGAAAGUAUGAUGAAAGGGAUGGUGAAUGGCGGUUUCGAGGCACCCAAAGGAGAGACAUCCUUGGAGCUGACGCCUCAUGAAAUCACGCAGUUCGGUGAAUCAGUGAAGCAUCGACCACUCAGUGACCUGUAUGAGGAAGAAGAGAAGGACACAGACCCCAUCUACGACAAUGUUGACAGUGCCAAACGCAUGAACGAUAUCAUCGAAGAGGAGCUAGACAGAGCCGCGAAGAAAGAUGUGGAGUCUCCACCGCCGGUCCCGGAGAAGUUGAACGGGUCUGUCAGGUUGUCCGUGACCGGCAAUUUCGAAACCAAAGACAAUGAUUUUGAUUUUGAUGACAUUUUCAAGUCUGUGGCGGGCAAUGAUGAUAUAAAUGCAAGCGUCUCCAGUUACUCAAAUGAUGAUCUCCCUGUAACCCACCUGUAA